Macrobrachium nipponense is the source of this 702-nucleotide messenger RNA. Its product is annotated as peroxisome assembly protein 10-B-like. Gene Ontology annotation, cellular component: peroxisomal membrane. Gene Ontology annotation, molecular function: zinc ion binding. Gene Ontology annotation, biological process: protein import into peroxisome matrix. Lineage: Eukaryota; Metazoa; Arthropoda; Malacostraca; Decapoda; Palaemonidae. The record is from RefSeq and is a predicted model, not a curated record.
AUGCCAUUUCAUCAAGCAGGAGCAGCAGAAAUUCUUAGAUCUGCAAAAGAUGAGAGCUUCCUCAGUCAUUUGAAGUCAAGUAUUGCUGAGAUAGUGCAAAGAUCUUUGGGGACGAGAACAUGGUUAAACAUUCACCAAUAUUCAGAUGCUGUAUGUGAACUGGCAUAUUACAGUCUCACCACAUUAAGCUUGCGCCAAACUUUGGGGGAGGAGUAUACUGGCAUUAUUCAAGUGGACCGCAAUAGAAGACGAUUACCUUCUAAGUUUGAACAGACUGUUAUGGUAAUACUUCAAUGUUUUGGACCAAGAAUUCUACAAAUAGGGCUGAAAAAAUUUGAAAACUCAGUUAGAGUAGGCUGCUUUUCAACCUAUUUACGCCCAGAACUGAAAACAUUCAUUCUACAGCAAAUUCCAACAUUGCAGUAUUCCCUCACAUUGGUGCACAGAAUUCACUUGGCAAUAUUUUAUUUUAGCAGUGGAUUUUAUCAUAUUUCCAAAAGGAUGACUGGAAUAAAAUAUGUUCUGAUUCGUGAAUGGCUAGGAGAUAAUGCAGCAAGUCAGUCUUUUAGGAUGCUUGGCUUAGUGCUCUUUUUACAUAUCAUGCUGACUCUAUCAUAUGCUGCCUACACAAACUUUUUUGUAAAACCAAAGAGUGAUGAUAAAAAGACUGUAUCAAGUAAGUUGUGAAUGCUUUCAUGUUCU